AUGAGGCACCAGUUAACCACAGCUUUUUUUCUGGCUGUCUGUGCCGUAGUUUGCGUGUAUUCGCAAAGAUCUCGCAGUCAAUCAGCAGUCAUUGCUGAUUUGGGAAAACUUAUCGUGGAUAACUGUCCACCUAUGCUUUGUACGGGAUUGGACUGUGCUGUAGUCACAGAAAGAAAUGGCUGUCAGUUAUGUGCCUGUCCAAUUGGAUCUCCAGCUAGAGGCUGCGACCCUAUGCCAUUCAUUUUGUGGCACGAUCUCAUCGUCAAUGGAUGCCCUAAUGUUACUCUAAACAGCCGUGAUCCAGCUCAGAAAGUUCAUCGGUGGUUCCGAAGGGUGAACAGAUUCUCGAACACUGAUCAAUGCGAACCAUACAUCUUCCCAUACUGUCCAGAAUUAGAUUUCAACCUUUGGAGAUCUCCCCGCACCAAGCAGGAAUGUGAGUUAUACUGCUAUUCAAUUGAAGAACAAAGAAAGAGAGGAAUCAUCUAA
This is a messenger RNA of Auanema sp. JU1783, 489 nucleotides long. Lineage: Eukaryota; Metazoa; Nematoda; Chromadorea; Rhabditida; Rhabditidae. The record is from the annotation of a GenBank genome assembly.